This is a messenger RNA of Vicia faba (fava bean), 594 nucleotides long. The record is from the annotation of a GenBank genome assembly. Lineage: Eukaryota; Viridiplantae; Streptophyta; Magnoliopsida; Fabales; Fabaceae.
AUGGAGAUGAAGAAGAGUGAAUGUGAGAGAGAAGCCAAAGAAGAAGAGUUCAAUGAAGAUAGCAUACAAAGUAUAAUGUUUACAUUAGGUACUUUUCUUCUAAUGGUUUGUCUAAAGAGUUUCUUAGUUGAAGAAUGGCGUUCUUAUGUGUUCCUCUUCCUCAAUGUGAUUCUAUUAGCCAUUCUUUACAUGUCUAUGAAGCCAAACUAUUGGAGUAGUAGACAUUUAGAAAAUGAAAGCAAUGUGGAAGAUGUUAAAAAUGAUGAGAAAGAGAAGAAAAUGGCGUGUGAAUUUUCUCAAGAAAUUGAAGGAGAUAAAAAAUGUUACAAAACACAAAGUUGGAAUAGUACUAGUUCUUGUACCAGUAGCAUUCAUCAUGUUCAUCAUGUUGAUGUUGAGAAUGAGAUUAAUGAGGAUGAUGAAGAAGAGGAUGAACAUGUGGAAGUGUUGUCUAAGGAAGAAUUGAAUGAAAGAGUUGAAGCAUUCAUCACUAUGUUUAGGAAACAUUUGAUUUUAGAUGAUAAACAAGGGGAGAAUUUUAGGCACCAAAAAACAUCAAAUUUGGCAUCAAAGAUUCAAGUUUCUUGUUGUUGA